AUGGCAGCCGAUAUGAGCGGCGAGCAGAUGCAGGCCAAGAUCACCGCGGCCCGGCGCGAAGCUGAAGGCUUGAAGGAUAGGAUCAAGCGCAGAAAGGAUGAGCUGGCCGAUACCACUCUCCGUCAAGUCGCGCAAAACCAAACCGACACUUUACCUCGCAUCGGAAUGAAGCCCCGUCGGACGCUCAAGGGCCAUCUCGCCAAGAUCUACGCUAUGCACUGGUCGACCGACCGACGCCAUCUCGUCUCUGCUUCGCAAGAUGGAAAGCUCAUCAUUUGGGAUGCCUACACUACGAACAAAGUCCAUGCAAUCCCGUUGAGGUCAUCGUGGGUCAUGACCUGCGCCUAUGCCCCGAGUGGAAACUACGUUGCGUGUGGUGGUCUAGACAACAUCUGCUCAAUUUACAACCUUUCUUCCCGCGAAGGUCCCACCCGUGUUGCGCGCGAGCUGUCCGGACAUUCGGGAUACCUUUCUUGCUGCCGCUUCAUCAACGAUCGUCGUAUUAUCACCUCGUCCGGAGACAUGACUUGCAUGCUGUGGGAUAUUGAAUCGGGUUCGAAAGUGACUGAAUUCGCCGACCACCUGGGCGACGUGAUGUCGAUCAGCAUUAACCCUACCAACCAGAACAUCUUCGUCUCAGGCGCCUGCGAUGCCUUCGCGAAGCUCUGGGAUAUUCGUACCGGAAAGGCCGUUCAGACUUUCGCUGGACACGAAUCAGACAUCAAUGCUAUCCAAUUCUUCCCCGACGGAAAUGCAUUUGGCACGGGCUCCGAUGAUACUUCCUGCCGUCUCUUCGACAUUCGCGCGGAUCGUGAACUCAACAUUUACCAGAGCGACCAAAUAUUGUGUGGCAUCACGUCCGUUGCCUUCUCCGUCUCUGGAAGAUUACUCUUCGCUGGUUAUGACGAUUUUGAGUGCAAGGUGUGGGAUGUUCUCCGGGGCGACAAGGUUGGCUCUCUUAGCGGUCACGAGAACCGGGUCAGUUGUCUUGGAGUCAGCAAUGACGGCAUUAGUCUGUGCACAGGCUCUUGGGAUUCUCUGCUCAAGGUCUGGGCCUGGUAG
This is a messenger RNA of Aspergillus pseudonomiae, 1062 nucleotides long. Its product is annotated as WD40 repeat domain-containing protein. Gene Ontology annotation, cellular component: cytoplasm; heterotrimeric G-protein complex. Bases 1 to 1062 code for a protein of 353 amino acids. Gene Ontology annotation, biological process: G protein-coupled receptor signaling pathway. The record is from RefSeq and is a predicted model, not a curated record. NCBI's taxonomy places the organism in Eukaryota, Fungi, Ascomycota, Eurotiomycetes, Eurotiales, Aspergillaceae. The transcript is spliced from 5 exons. Gene Ontology annotation, molecular function: signaling receptor complex adaptor activity; protein binding.